AGCCGGUCUAUCAUUUAGCUUUGUGCUACCGCUGCUCUCAGGGGUUCGUUCCUCGGGCGCGUCAUCAUCUUAAACAGCAGAAAACAUUAAAACGUAACUUUCUACCGGAUAAAGAAUCGUUCCCGCUUAGAUAGGAACGUGUUGUUAUCUCGCAGCUAGCCGCUAGCUUGGGCCGCAGCCAGCCGGAGCAAGAGUUCCUUCGCCUGUUUUAUGUGGCCGCCGCUUCACGGACAUGUUGGACGGAUCUCCGGCUCUCCGCGAUGAGGCAAACAUCGGGAACGUGGAGAACAACAACCCGGGCAAGUUGAUCUCCGGCUGCGAUGGGGGGAACGCGGGGAGCCGGGCGAGGCAGGCGCUGCUGAAGAAGGGAGGGAGGAAGCUGCACCUCCCGCAGAAACAGCCGCGGAACAGCCCGAUCAUCCUCCUGUCGGACCGCAACAACAACAACACCGUGACGGCUUCCUCCGCCAACCGAACCGCGGCGCAGCCCGAGCCCCCGGCCCCGAGCCUGCACCCGCUCCGCCCGGGAGCCCGGACGGAGCUGCUGAAAUCCAAAGGUGGGCGAUUGGAGCGAGGGGCCGUUCAGCCCGGGGGCCAAACGGCCCGCAACCUUCCCCGACACGAUCAAGUGGACCAAAAUGUGAAAACCCGGAGCCAGAAGCCCAAACUGGACCAAACACCAGGAGCUUCUCAUGCCACAAAGAAGAGAGAUCACAGAACUCCCAACAAGCCCUCCUCUCUUCACCCGCCUCCAUCAGGAGAGCAGAAGAAACCUCUCCACUCCUCCAACAACGUGAAGAUGGAGAGCGCACUGCCCGCUGAACCUGCCCUCGAGAACCUCAAAGAUGGCGAGAAAGUCUACGCUGGAGCGAAGUUCAGCGAGCCGCCCUCGCCCAGUGUCUUACCCAAACCGCCCAGUCACUGGUUCGGGGAAAACGAGCCUCAGCACAGCAACCAAAGCCGAGAACAGAUGACUGUUCAAUUAAAGUCGCUGCUCAAGGUUCAAGAUUCACCAUGACCACGGUCUGGUUUUUAAAUUGGAGCGAACAUGUCCGAAACAUGAUUAACAACGAACGACGACAAUUGAAAAAAUAUAAUCCAGUAAAUAUAAUUUGGCCGUUAACCCAUUGCAAUACAACUAUGGGAGUUUUUUAUCAACAUUAAUGCAAUUUCCCAUCUGCCAACACGCUGCAGGC
Messenger RNA from Platichthys flesus (European flounder), 1196 nucleotides. It is a transcript of the gene pnrc1, whose product is annotated as proline-rich nuclear receptor coactivator 1. Gene Ontology annotation, biological process: nuclear-transcribed mRNA catabolic process, nonsense-mediated decay. Lineage: Eukaryota; Metazoa; Chordata; Actinopteri; Pleuronectiformes; Pleuronectidae. The transcript is spliced from 2 exons. The record is from RefSeq and is a predicted model, not a curated record. The coding region runs from base 233 to 1018 and encodes 261 amino acids. Gene Ontology annotation, cellular component: P-body; nucleus.